Molecule: messenger RNA, 1351 nt
Organism: Microplitis mediator
Lineage: Eukaryota; Metazoa; Arthropoda; Insecta; Hymenoptera; Braconidae
Product: synaptic vesicle glycoprotein 2B-like
Exons: 5
Coding region: 9-812 (267 amino acids)
Biological process (GO): transmembrane transport
Cellular component (GO): membrane
Molecular function (GO): transmembrane transporter activity
Source: RefSeq, a predicted model, not a curated record
UUCAUACCAUGACAACCUCAAGAGUAGAUGAAAAAGUUGUUCAAGCCGCUUUAAAUGAAACAGGUUUCGGCAAAUUUAACUACAAAGUAUUAAUUAUUGUUACUUUAAUAGCAAUAAAUACUGGUAUCAGUUUUGAGAAUGUCAGUUUUGUUAUCCCCGCAGCUACAUGUGAUUAUAAAAUGUCAACAAUUGCGCAGAAUGGCAUUGCAAUUAGUUUACUGAUAGGAAUGGCACUGGGUUCAUAUUUUUGGGCAUGUAUGGCCGAAACUAGCGGUCGGAAAAUAAGUUUAAUUUAUGGUUUGCUUUUGGAUGGCUGCUCAAAUGCUCUAGCUUCUGUUAUAUCAAAUUACUAUAGAUUCGUAAUUUGUAAAUUUUUCAAUGGAGUCGGUCAAAGUGCACAAUUUACAGUAAUCUUUGCUCAUCUUGGAGAAUUUCAACCUGAUGACUAUAGAGACAGGAUGCUUAGUUGGAUAGAAUUUCCUUAUAUUUUUAGGACUAUUUUGAAUACAGGGAUCAGCUGGAUUAUUAUUCCAUUGAAAUUCAGUUUCAUAAGUGAAGCUACUUAUUUUUUUUUUAACCCCUGGAACUUGUAUAUUUUAAUAUGUGCGCUAGUAGCAUUUUUUACCGCAUUUUGUUUGACUUUUCUACCAGAAACUCCUAAAUAUCUUGAUGAAACUGGACAAUAUACUCAGUUAAUGCAUGUCUUUUGUCAAAUGUAUCGUCAAAAUACCGGAAAAUCAGAUAAAAAAUAUAGAGUAAAAAAAAUAUACUUUCUGAUGAAUACACGCUAUUGGAAAUCUAAAAGAAAAUGAUUUGAGCUGAGUGAAUAGCAACUUUUGUUCUGGAGAUAAUAGAGCAUUUUUAUCGCUUCGCAUUCGAGGUAUGCAAAAAUUAAAAUACGUUGAAAAAACCCAAGAUAAAUGACGAUUAUUCAAAGUGACUAUAACAAUUAUCAUUAUCCUUAAUAGUAAACUUUACCUUGCUGAUUAUACUAUCAUCGUAUACCCAUGUAAAAGAAAAAAAUUCCGAAAAGGUUCAUAACAGUGUUCUUGUAAAUAAUGAAUGUAUAUCUAGUAUAUGAAUUUAUAUCUAUAUAGUAUUAAAAUCGAAUCCGAUUCUUGCAUUACUUCAGUCUGGCCCUAGUUGUGUUCAUGGCACUCUCCAUUUUCGCUAGUUGCUAUAUAGUUUUUUUUCGUCUUUUUUCUUCCGGAUGACUGCCUCUGAAAACGUGGACAUUGCGUUCCAUGUCUUCGUGGACUUCAACAUUGGCGUGAAUCGGAAUAAAGACAUACAAAAAUUACCAAUAUGGUCCAGCUUUACUAUGACACCACAGCAUACACAAAAAUGUAUA